UCCUUCCCCCCCUCCCCUUCCUCCUCUCGCUUCGCUUUGGCUGUAGGAGGCCCCGGACUGGCCUGCUCGGCUCUUCGGCGCCCGCCCGUCUUCCUUUCGGCCAGAUUUCCCAUCACUUGUACUAUAAGAGGCGAGAAGAGACCCAUUCAAGAGAAUGAGUGAACUGGAACAGUUACGGCAGGAGGCAGAACAGCUCCGGAAUCAAAUCAGAGAUGCAAGAAAAGCAUGCAGUGACACAACUCUUGCUCAGAUCACCACGAGUCUUGACUCUGUGGGUCGAAUCCAGAUGCGUACAAGGCGUACCUUGAGGGGUCAUUUAGCCAAAAUCUAUGCUAUGCAUUGGGGAUCCGAUUCAAGGUUACUAGUGAGUGCUUCCCAAGAUGGAAAAUUAAUUAUUUGGGAUAGUUAUACAACAAACAAGAUGCACGCUAUUCCUUUGCGGUCUUCCUGGGUAAUGACCUGUGCGUAUGCGCCAUCUGGCAAUUAUGUCGCUUGCGGUGGAUUAGACAACAUCUGUUCUAUCUACAAUCUGAAGACACGGGAGGGCAACGUACGAGUGAGCAGAGAACUCCCCGGCCAUACCGGCUACUUGUCCUGCUGUCGCUUUCUAGACGAUAACCAAAUUGUUACGAGCUCUGGAGAUACUACCUGUGCUCUGUGGGAUAUCGAGACGGGCCAACAGACGACUGCCUUUACUGGGCAUACUGGCGAUGUCAUGAGUCUUUCUCUAAGCCCAGACAUGAGCACUUUUGUUUCGGGUGCCUGCGAUGCCUCCUCCAAGCUCUGGGACAUCCGAGAUGGGAUGUGCAGGCAGUCAUUCAUGGGACAUGUGUCUGACAUUAAUGCAGUUUGUUUCUUCCCAAGCGGCCAUGCCUUUGCCACUGGUUCAGAUGAUGCCACCUGUCGACUCUUUGACCUUCGUGCAGACCAGGAGCUCAUGUUGUAUUCCCACGACAACAUCAUCUGCGGGAUCACUUCUGUAGCUUUCUCAAAGAGCGGACGUCUCUUUUUGGCGGGCUACGACGAUUUCAACUGUAACGUUUGGGAUACCCUGAAGGGUGAACGUGCAGGUGUUCUUGCUGGUCACGACAACCGAGUCAGCUGCUUAGGAGUGACUGACGAUGGCAUGGCUGUAGCUACAGGAUCUUGGGACAGUUUUCUCAGAAUCUGGAAUUAACGUGGCGUUUUGAACCCCUCCCCUCCACCCAUAGACACGCACACCUUCUCCACUGAGAUCUGGAGAGAGCAAUGCUGCAGCCUCUUGCUGUGAAAUAACAUUUCUACUUUGUAUUUACAGGUGAAGUUUUUCUACUUGCUGAUUAUUGCAUAAGUAGGCUUUCUGUAAAUGAGAUUAAAACACACACACAGAAAGAACGAAGAAAGUGGUAGAUGGGAGAAAUCGGUGACUUUUCUUUUAAAGAAAAAGAGAGAGAGAGGGCGGGACCCCUGUUUGGGGUGAGCAAAGCUAUAUAAAAAUAAAUAAAAAAGCCAGUCAGUUAGCAUUUCGUUUGGCUACAUUUGCCCUGAAGGGAUUUCUGCUUGUACCCCCAGUCCUGCUAAUACUGUACCUUUUUGUACAUAAUUAAAUAUACACAUAGCAGCCAAUCAUGUAACAUUUUGUCUGUAAGUAAAGGAACAAUGUUUGCGGUUUUUUUUUUCUUUAAAAAAAAAAAAAGAAUCUGCAUUUAUAUAGCUCUAUGUUUAACCUAAGGUGUAUUUUCUUGAGUUCUGCAGUGGAUCGGCUGGUCUGCUCUUCUAAUUCCCCCCCCCCCCUCGUUGUGAAUUUUACUGUAGAUAAAAAGUGUGAAGUUAAUGAGCUGUUUGUGAAAUUUUAUAACAGAGUGUCUGUAUAAAACAAAACAAACAAAGGAAAAAAUCCCUUGAUGACUGGUGACAACUUUGCCCCUUUCUUGCUCCGUGACUUUUUUUUUAAUCUCCCCCUUAGUGGUAGCAGAUCCCCAGAUAAUCCAUUAGAAGCCACGGGGCGCUGAUCCCCACAGAGUUAAGCAGAUGAUCAGAUGCAUAACAUAAGAACUGAAACGUUUCAAGGAUUUAGAUUUUGAGUUUCCUUCUAUAACAGCCUCUAAUGCAGUGUUUCUCAACCUUGGCAACUUGAAGAUGACUGGACUUCAACUCCCAGAAUUCUGGGAGUUGAAGUCCAGACAUCUUCAAGUUGCCAAGGUUGAGAAACACUGCUCUAAUGAGAUAUCAGGUCAGGAAAUGGAAGGAUAUGUAUCUCCUUGAGACGGUGUUUGAUAGAUGUAUUUUUAUGGGGACUGAAUAAUUGUAAUGGAGACCUUUCUCAUCUUCUGUAAACUUACUGUCUAGCUUAAGACUGGAUGUGGGGGCACUUCCAAUUUCUAGCAAAGGAACCUGUACCCUCUUUAAACUGCAUCACUCCAAAUGUGUGUGGGGCAUAUUCUGAGUGCAUCCACACCUUAUCUUUCUACUUCAUAUAUUCCAGGUCGAAAUGUUUUCUCUCGUGUGAAUCAUGCGUAGGCGGGAGAAGUUGUUCUUAUUGCUUCUUUUAAGACGCCAGCACAGUGUUCCUCUAGAAAUCUGCACUCACUGCAUUGAAGACUCUUUAAUACAGCAUUGUUAUUACCUCUUUAAAACUCUUAGUGCAGUGUUUCUCAACCGUGGCCAGUCCACGCAUCUCAAAAGUUGCCAAAGUUGAGAAAGACCACCCUGGUAUACGUCACAUCAAUUUUUUUAAUGAGCUAUUUGAACCUUCAGUUCAACCCGUCACAUGAAGUGCUGAAGUGCUCGUUCUAAUAGCUGCUUGUGCCAACCGACGGGGCGCGUUCACCUCUUAGACAUUCCAGAAAACUGAGCUGCCUUUUUUUUUUUUUUUAACGUUUUUGUGUUCGUGUUAAGUCUCGGGGAAACAUUAACAAAUGAACUUGCCUUCCCCCCCCCCCCCCCCCCCCCCCCCGUCUUCCUCUUUCCGUGCAACAGAUCCCAUUUGGAAAGACUCUCCGUGACUCUCCAUGGCUUCAGUCUUCUCUGGAGCAGCAAGUAUUGUAGGAUCCUGCUUUUGGCCCUUUUAAAUUUUUGAGCGGAGGUCACCUCGUAAAUCGGCCCUCAGAAUUGUCCUGUUCUCAUAAAUGUAGAAAUGGGUGGCUGAAAUGUGCUUUAGAAAAAACCCUCGAAAUUUAGUUUUCUUGCUGUCUGUACUUGUAGCAGGUAUGAAGCAGAUCUGAUUCUUCGAAAGUAUUCCUGGAUUGGCCUGAAAUGUAGAUUCAAGUCUAUAUUAAUAGUCUGAUUUGAUGGUAGAGGAAAGAUCCAAUGUUAUAUAUGUCCCCUAAAAUCUCCACUGAGAUUUUAAUCUGAACAUAGGUUGGUAGUUCUUGAUAUUUUCAAACAUAUUUUGUCGCAGUGCCAUUUGUUUUCUCAACUUUGACCAAUUUUUAAAAUCCUAUAUUCCGGCUUUUUUUUUUUUUUUUUUUAAUUGGUGGCAAAAGUGCCAAAGCAAAUGUGUCAAAUGUUUUGGAUGGAGGAGCUCUUAAAGAGUCCAUGAAUCCUCUGUUAACGUCCAGAGAGAGGUAUUCUUUCAAAACAAAUAUUAUACAUGCAGCUUUUUUUUACUUAUCUUUGAUAUGGUUUCAUUCUUUUCACAUCUGAUAAUGGUGUGAUUUCACCCCGAGGGAUUAAUUUCCCCCCCCCCCCACAGUUGUAAUAUAGCUCUUCAUUCUACGAUCACCUCACCCCUUAGUCCACUACUUGUCUCCUUGGUGUUCAAGAUAUAUUUUCUAAGGGCCUUAAGGUUGCCUUGCAUGAGUAAGAAAAAAAUGCCCUUUUAUAGGGGAAAAAUGCCCAGCACAAAAAUAUUCACAGCAGUGAAUUGUUCAGUUUGCCAAAGAAGCUGGGAGCCAUCAUACAGUCUCAGUUGUAUGACUUUAGUACAGGGGUCUCCAACCUUGGUAACUUUUAAGACUUGUGGACUUCAACUUCUAGAACUCCCCAGCAUUCCACUCUGGCUGGGGAAUUCUGGGAGUUGAAGUCUACAGCUCCGAAAGCUGCCAAAAUUGACCAUCCCUGCUUUAAGAGUUUUGGUUAUCCUACUUCAUCAGGAAUUGUUUGUAACUACGUAUUGGAUUUUGUGGAAUAAUUCCCCUAGAAAGCAGAGCAACUUGCAUAAAUAUGUGGCUGGAUGUAUCUCAAGGGUCCUUAGUGUAAACUGUAGGGAUGAACUGAUUUCCCAAGACGAUUUGCCAAACUCCAUUUGCC
Molecule: messenger RNA, 4230 nt
Organism: Thamnophis elegans (Western terrestrial garter snake)
Lineage: Eukaryota; Metazoa; Chordata; Lepidosauria; Squamata; Natricidae
Gene: GNB4
Product: G protein subunit beta 4
Exons: 10
Coding region: 155-1177 (340 amino acids)
Biological process (GO): G protein-coupled receptor signaling pathway
Cellular component (GO): heterotrimeric G-protein complex; cytoplasm
Molecular function (GO): signaling receptor complex adaptor activity; protein binding
Source: RefSeq, a predicted model, not a curated record